Haliotis rubra (blacklip abalone) is the source of this 1136-nucleotide messenger RNA. RefSeq names its product embryonic protein UVS.2-like. The transcript has 6 exons. The record is from RefSeq and is a predicted model, not a curated record. NCBI's taxonomy places the organism in Eukaryota, Metazoa, Mollusca, Gastropoda, Lepetellida, Haliotidae. Bases 23 to 1021 code for a protein of 332 amino acids.
UGAUUCAAGCCACGGCUUCAUCAUGGACGGCAGCAUGUGGCAGAUCGUCCUCACCGUGAACAGCGCGCUCUGGAGGUUCCUGAUCAUCCUGACCCACACUUGCCCACUAGUCACAUCUGGCUGUGGAGGAUCGUGGUCAGCCCUGCGAGGUCACAUAACGUCACCAGGUUAUCCAAGCUCAUACACCCGUGGUCCAACAUGCGUCUACAACAUAACAUCACCAUCUACCGGGCGGAGGAUACAGAUGACAACUGGCAAGUUAGACCUAGGUUCGUCCGACAUUUUUCAGGUAAUGGAUUCCUCCAACCAGGUGAUAUUCAGAAAAGGCGGGAAGACAGGCCCCUUCAUCUUGCCCUCUUCAACGUCAUACUUAGUCUCAUUCGUUCGAAAAACCACGUUCUACUUCUAUGGAUUCAAAGCGACGUGGGUCGAUUGUGGCGGGGACUGGACGGGCGAUACCGGUAGCUUCCUCUCACCAAACUACCCCGAUAGAUAUCACAAACAGGCGAGUUGCUUCUACACCAUCAAACCCAGCAGCGACAACAUGAUCCUCCUAACCGUGGAAAAACUCAGUUUACCACCCAAACAAAGUCUAAAGGUGAUAGAUGCCGGUGGACAUACGUUCAACCCCCUGUCAUCUCAAGUAGAGUUCCAGCACUAUGGACCCUCAUCGUCCUUCAUGUUAGACUUCACGGUCACCGGUAGUGUCAACAGCAACGGCUUCCAUGUAACUUGGCAAGCUGUGCCACCAAGAGUCAAUCCCUCUCCAUCGCUCAGUUCGGUUCUCAACGCGACGCCUUGUGAGCCCCGGAAGUUAACGAUGGUCUCCUCAGCAGGACUCAAACUCUCGUCUACGUCUCCAGGAGCCUUGGGUUCGUUCGAGUGUUUGAAAGCGUGCCUUUCGGACCUGCGAUGUUCUCAUUUCUACGUCUCGCAUAAACAGUGUUUUACCCUCCGACCAGACAACAUCACUAGCACACCAAUCGCGUCUAAAAUCUACCAAAUAAAAGAUUUUAUGUAAGCGAACAAAAAUUGUAAGGUGUGAAUGCGUGCGGGCGUGCGUGUGUCUACGUGGGUGCUGAUGACAUACAGUCCGUUUGGCUCAAAAGCGGACCGAUGAAUUGCAGUCUAACUCG